AUGGCGAUCAUACUUGGUUACAUUGACAUAGGUCUAGCCUUCAUAUUUUUAUACUUGAUACUUCAACGGUGGCUCGACAGGAACGCCCCCGUCAGAAACUGGCCUGUAAUCGGGAUGGUGCCAGGGCUUCUUCACAACGCACGGCGUAUGCACGAAUUUGCCACCGACUGCCUGAGGCAAGCUGGCUGGACAUAUAACGUCAAAGGACCCUGGUUAGCCGGUAUGGACUUCGUAAUCACCAGUGAUCCGAUGAAUAUUCACUACAUCUGCAGCAGAAACUUUGGCAACUAUCCCAAGGGCCGUGAGUUCAAUGAGAUUUUCGAAGCCAUGGGAGAUGGCAUUUUCAAUGCCGACGGUGAAAUGUGGAAAGUUCAGAGGAAAGUGCUGCAUUCAUUGAUCAAGAACGAGAAUUACGAGGCGGCUUUAGUUAGAACCAUCAACAGAAAAGUGGAAAAUGGCUUGUUCCCAAUUCUUAAUCAUGCCUCAGAGCUGAAAACCACGUUGGAUUUGCAAGAAGGUUACGAUCCGGGUUCUCUUUCUGUUGGAUUUCCACCAAAUGAGUAUGAAAAGGCUUAUAGCGAGAUGGAGGAGGCGGUUUUUACCGGCAAAUCGUGCCGGAAAGUUGUUGGAAGCUGCAAAAAUGGCUUCAAGUUGGAGAAGAGAAAAAGUUUCGUGUAG
Molecule: messenger RNA, 678 nt
Organism: Mangifera indica (mango)
Lineage: Eukaryota; Viridiplantae; Streptophyta; Magnoliopsida; Sapindales; Anacardiaceae
Product: alkane hydroxylase MAH1-like
Exons: 2
Coding region: 1-678 (225 amino acids)
Molecular function (GO): heme binding; oxidoreductase activity, acting on paired donors, with incorporation or reduction of molecular oxygen; iron ion binding
Source: RefSeq, a predicted model, not a curated record